Molecule: messenger RNA, 802 nt
Organism: Ctenocephalides felis (cat flea)
Lineage: Eukaryota; Metazoa; Arthropoda; Insecta; Siphonaptera; Pulicidae
Product: mediator of RNA polymerase II transcription subunit 15-like
Exons: 6
Coding region: 128-610 (160 amino acids)
Source: RefSeq, a predicted model, not a curated record
GCUUCGCUGUCAUUCGAAACUGUCAUAGUCUAAGCGAAACCGGUGGCGCCUCUACCGUGUCGCCGACGAAUCACGUGGCAACGCUGCGAAAUCCCUUCUUUUGCCUGAUAGCUGUCAACGAGUGCACAUGGUAUAUGAAAAGAGAGAUAAUGGACAAAUGAAUCAGAAUGGCAGACCUAAUGAUGGCAAUUAUACUGGUAAUGGAAUUGGUCAACCGAUCAAUGUUUUAAAUAGUAAUGAUUCUUACCAAGGACGUGGCAAUAUGGAUAUGCCUAACCUGCAAACACUUGGAUUAAAUUCCCAAGGGCAAAAUACUAAUGGGCAAAAUCUUACCAAUAUGGGUUUAGCAGCGCUUAAUGCCCUUCCCAUGAAUCCUGCUCUUGUUGCAGCAGCCCUUAAUCAAGUUGGAUGGGGAGGUUUACUUGGCAAUCUUCAGCAGCAAUUACCCCCAGGAAAUUCAGGAAAUAAUCAAGGGUUUAGCUCAGGCCCAAUGAAUAACUAUGGUUCACCAGGACCAAACAAUCAACAGCAACCGGGUCAGAAUGGUCCAACUAACAAUUAUUUGAACUGGAUGCCACAACAGCCUAAUGGUAGCCAACAGACAUUUUGAUUUGGAUUUCGUUACUUGCUGCAUAAAGACUGGAUAUAAUUUCUGGCAAUUUUUAUUUGUGGUAUGUGAGUAAAUAUUGGAUGUGAUACUACAAUGUAUAUUGAAUGACUUUAUAUAACAUUUUCUUAUAUAUGGAAAAAUAUAAAUAGAUUUGAAUAUGUUUUUUUUUUUUAAGUGUUACUAAUUGGUUCU